AUGGGGGAGCUGGGAGCGCAGACGAUAUGGAGACGUGUUGGAAUCCUGCUCAUGGAGGGGGAUGAAUGGGGGAAUACAGACAGAGAAGUCGAGGCCGCCGUCAGAGAGUUCGUGCCCGGGAGACGAGGUCCUGUCCCGGGAGCCAGCCCCUCGCGAGGACGAGGCUUCGAGUCGAGGGCGGCGCCCCGGGACAGGACGACCGCAACCCCGAGGAGCAACUCCAUCCCACACCAGCGGCGCCCCUGGACCGGGGGGAGGGGCGGGCGCGUGACGUCAAGCCCCGAGCGCCGCGCCGCCAUUGGCCGGGAGCACGCAGCUGUGAGCCGCGGGACGAUGGCAGCCCUGGGAGGAGAGACCCCGGCCGCCGCAAGGGACGGGGAACAAAGAGCAGUGAGUCGCGACUCCUCUAGGAGCGCGGCGCAGCUGGUGACCCUGGGGAAGGGAGGGGGCAGACCUAGACGCGCCAUCGACCGGCGACCCGGCUACGUGCGCCGGGAUGUGCGGCUAAGGAUGUCCGGCUCGGGGGAGCGCGAGGCUCGCUCUGUCGCGCUGGAGAAGGCCUACGUGCACGAGGUGUAUGAGCAGAUCUGCGUGGAGCCGCGCCCCGCACGCCGCGACCGCCCCUGGCCCCGGGUGUCCGAGUUCCUCGCCGGGCUCGAGCCGGGCUCCGUCGUCUGCGACGUGGGGUGUGGGAACGGCAAGUAUCUGAACGUGAACCCUUCGGUGUUCAAGAUCGGCGCCGACCGCUGCCACUCGCUGGUCAGCUCGGCCAGGAAGAAGAACCACGAGGUGCUGGCGUGCGACAACCUGAGCCUGCCGUUCCGCGACGAGAGCUUCGACGCCGUGCUGUCCGUGGCGGUGGUGCACCACUUCGCGACCACGGAGCGGCGCGCGGGCGCGAUCCGCGAGCUGGCGCGCGUGCUGCGCAUCGGCGGCCGCCUCGUCAUCACCGUGUGGGCCAUGGAGCAGCGCCACCGCAAGUUCGAGUCGCAGGACGUGCUGGUGCCGUGGCACCGCCAGCAGCACCCGGGAGCGCCGCUGGACCUCUGCUCGGCCACCACCACGGCCUCCGAGGAGGACGCCCCGGGACCCCGCCCCUCGCCGGGGGACCCCACACCCUCCCCCAGGCACUGCGCCGGCCAGAAGAAGGGCGGCAGUGGCCGGCACAGGAGCCGACACGAAGACAGCGAGCACACAGAUUCUCCGGGCAGCUCCGGCCUGUCCAGCCCCAACGAGACCUGCUACAGCUUCGUGAGGCGCGCCCUGCAGAAGCUGGCCGGCACCAAGACGCGCGCGCGCGUGCGCCCCUGGUUCCUGGAGUCGUGGGGCUCGCGCACCAAGGAGCCCCCGCCGCAGCGCCACGACCCGGAGGGCUGCGAGGACAUCCAGGACCUGCCCAUCGAGCUGCGGCGCCUGGAGGACGAGCCACAGGAGGCGGCGCCGCGACGCCAGGAUCCCGCCGCCGCCGCCGCCGCCGCCGCUGCGCUGGGCCACAAGUCCCAGAGCCUGACGGACAUCCCGGCGCCGGGCGGGCGCGCCAUGGUGCGGUCCCGCUCCAGCGUGCCGAGCCUCAGCUCGCUGCCCGCCCCCGCCGCCGCUCCCGAGCCGCCCGCCCCCGCCGCCGCCGCCCCCAAGCCCAAGCUGGUGAAGCAGAAGAAGUCCAUCUGCGAGGAGGACAUGGAGGAGGAGGGCCGCGACGAGCCCACGGACAUGAGGAACCUCGUGAAGGCGCUGCCCGAGUUCCAGGUGGCGGGCGCGACGCGGCGCUGCGGCGGCGUGUUCAAGCAGAGCUCCAUGAACGAGGAGCUCAUGUCCACGGAGAGGCUGAGGGAGAAGGAGCGGGUGCGGCAGAACAUCCAGAAGCAGGCGUCGCUCAACGAGGAGCUCAUCUUCCGCAGGAACCGCACCUUCGACUCGCUACGCGACUCCUUCCUCUCCACGUCCACGGCGAAGCGGUUCCAGAUCCUCGCGAGCAAGCUGAAGAGCUCCACCACCGGCAUCGAGAAGGUGGCGGGGACCUCGUUCAAGAACGGCUUCGUGAGGAUCCUGCAGGGCUGGAAGGGCGGCGAGGCGGCGCCGCAGCCGGAGACGUCCCCCGGCGAGCAGGCGCCGUCGAGCGCGGCGCCGCCGGACAGCAAGAGGACGGGCUCCAGCUCCUCCAACAGCGGCGACGACAAGAAGGACGGCGCGCGCAGGCACUCCCGGGAGGACGGCUCCGACUCGUCCAAGGACAGCAGCCUGCAGAGCGACACCAGCGUCGACUCAGAGGACAGCUUCGCCUCCGUCAUCUUCGUGCCGAAGCAGGAGUCGCUGCAGAGCGACCCUGGGCCCGGCUCGCCGGCUCCGACGACGUCUCCCAAGUCCUGCCAGGCACCGCCCACCUCGCCCAAGACCAGCCAGUCGGCCCCCACCACCCCCAAGAGCCUCACUUCUCCGAGCGCGAAAACCACGCCCUUGGCUUCUGCGGGCGCGAGAUCUACAUCCCUGACCUCCCCGAACACGAAACCUCCUUCCCUGACUCCCACGAAGGCCAGUCCAGUCACCCUGACUUCGCCCGCAGAUUCCCAUCCGCACCUGACCAAGCAGAAGUCUGAGUCGGCGACGUCACCCUCUUCUGGAGUCCCCCUUCCCCUUGCGCCUUGUCCGUCCAAGCAGAAGCCUGCUGCUGAGCCAGAGAAGAAAACCAGCCCGCCCCGGCCUGCCAAAUCCAGUCAGUUCCAAGACCUGCUCAGCGUGAAGCCAGCACCAGUGAUAUCACGAGUGGCAGCGGCGGGCGUGUCAUCGCGGUCCUCACUGCCGCUGGUUCGACGGGCAUCCACGGCCAUCCAGGGCCGCCCAGACCGGCCACUGCCGCGCCUGCUGUCCCUCGAGCUGUUCAACCCGGAGACAGACGACAUGGACAGCGACUCGAGUGGCGUGUCGUCGCCCGACUCGGUGGGCAGUGUCGUCAGCGUACUGGGGGACGCGCGCUUCACCGCAUAUCUUUUCAUGGUAUUCCAAGUCUUUAUGUUGUUCACCUGUUUUGUAAAAAAUAUUGGAAAAUAUAGCAAGAUCAACUGUUUUGGACCGAUAAAACAUAACCUAAACAACUUUGUGUAUCCAAUCAUGUGUUUUAUCAGCAGAAAGGACCGGCCCCAGCUGGCGGUGGGGGAGGAGCCCCGGGGGCUCAGCCUGCUGGAGGCGGCGGCGGACGUGGCCAGCAGCCUGGAGGAGACGGUGGACGCCGUGAUCCGGGCCAGCCCGCGGCCGGGCGCCGGCGAGGACUCCUGGGACGAGGGCUGCCGCCGCCACCUGGCCGACUUCGCCGACAAGCUGAGCGAGAAGCUGCUGGAGGAGAUCGACCAGUACCGGCGGCAGACGGGGCCCGACCCGGCGGGCGACCCCUACCUGGAGCGCCUGAGCGAGGAGCUGAGCGACCUGACCCGCCUCAGCGAGGAGCUCCAGGAGGGGAAGUGCCGGGCGGCCGUCCCGACGGAGGCGAGCGCCAAGCAGCUUCGCGCCGACGCCUCGGUGGAGUCGCCCGGCACCGCCUCGCUGGCCAGCGACUGCAGCAAGGACCUGCGCUUCGCUGACCGCCGGACGGCGCGCUGCGACGGCCGCUCCUCCUCGGAGGAGGCCGGCCGCGAGGGUCCCGCCGGGACUCCCGGGGACGCCUCGCUCAGCGCGUCCACCUCGCAGGAGUCGCUGCCCUCCGACGGGCGGGGGGGCGCCCUCACCUUCCACAGGUACUACCACGUGUUCCGGGAGGGCGAGCUGGACCGGCUGAUAGAGCGCCACGCCGAGAACCUGCACAUCAUCUCGUCGUACUACGACCACGCCAACUGGUGCGUGGUGGCCGAGAAGGUGCAGGUGUGGACGAUCUGAUACCUCGCUCCCUUCCUACACCGGCACGGACGACACUCUAGUGAGUUUAAAAAAACUAUAUUUUGCGAAUAAUGCCAAAAAAAACAUUUGCAAAAAAAAAAAUAGAAUCCAAUGCCUCUUCAAGUAUACUGUACAGGUACGAGAGAAGACGAAAACAAAGCAUAUUUAUUUGAAUGGAUGUGUGUGUGUGUAAAUCACCUAAAAAAAAUACUCGGUGAAUGCUUGUAUUUAACUAUCUGCAGAACAAUAGGCUAUCCUAUGGAUAACUUAUAACUAUUCAAGUAGUCGGUGCAAUUAUUCUUUUUAAAAAUAAAGCAUAACUUGCAGUUAAAAGUGUUUAAAACAUUUGGCAUCAUCUUGAUGUCUCGUCAACAUAAAAAAUGUUUAAGUAUUAUCUAGCUAUCAUUCGAUUUAUUUUGUAAAUAGGUAAGAUUUUUGGUACAACACCACUGUAGCAAUUGUUCAUGUUAUUUCCGUAUUUUUUUUUAGUGAUGGUGUUCUCUAUCGUAUCAUAAAUGUUCGAAAAAAUAUGUCAGUUUUCUGCUGGUUGAAAUUACAGUGAGAUAUAUUUUUGUAUGUAAUUUUUAACUCAAAACUUUUUCUGAGGCAUAAACGUUCCUGAUUUGUCUAUACUGUUUAUGUUUACCCGAUGUUAGAAUGGAGCACAAAUCUAUUGCAGAGUUUUUGUUGUUAGCAUUUAUUGUCAUACAUAGACCAAAAAUGUUUGUAUGCCAACUAGUUUAAACUGAUGUGUGAGCACAACUAUAUUUUACUAGUUAUUACAGCUUACUAUUAAAGUCAUAAUCUGCUAAUAAUUUCACUCAAUUUCAUUCGCAGAUAGAAUUAUUUUUUGCACUAUACACAAAAAAAGCCAUGAAAAUUCAUUUAUUUUAUCGGUUUAAAUGUUAAUUUAUACUUGAGAAUUUUUUUUUCCUGCCAUAUAAAAUUUCUUAGAACAGUUUCAUAGUCUUUGAGUCACAUCAUGAGAAGAAAAAAUUUAACUUACAACUGAUUUUAUUUAACAGCAAGAGUUCAUUAUGUAAAAUACGAAUAAAUAUAAGUUUAUUUCAUUAAGAUACUAAUAAUGUGUUCGAAUUGGCAGAUAUUGGGUUAGUGAUUUAUUUAUUAAAUUUGUUUUUUAUAUUAACAUAUUCACUACUUUGGUUUUAAAUUUUACAAUAAAAGCAUAUGUAUAUCUCUGAAUUGUUGGAACCCUUUCAGUUAGGCAUAGCAGGUAGUAGAGGUGGGACGAUACCACACUUUCGAUACUUGAUUCUGUAUUGUUUUUUCAGUUUGAUACUUCGAUACUUUCGAUACUCCAGGGAAAAAUAUUUUCCCAUUAAGUAACAAUUAUUACAAAUAACAUAAAUUAUUUUUAAACUAUAUUAAUUCAAUCUAUCAUACCAGCAUUAUGUCAGAUUAAACUUAAAUACCUACAUAAUGUGUAAAUAAUUGCAUUAUAUUAAUGAAAGAUAUGAAUUCAUCAUAUAUACAUAUAAUAAAACCACCAGAAAUGUAAAAUACAGUCCAUAAUCAAGUAAAGCUGACAUGAGAAACAGUGGCCUUACAAAAUGUUUGAAGUC
Bacillus rossius redtenbacheri is the source of this 5447-nucleotide messenger RNA. RefSeq lists its product as uncharacterized. Lineage: Eukaryota; Metazoa; Arthropoda; Insecta; Phasmatodea; Bacillidae. The record is from RefSeq and is a predicted model, not a curated record. Gene Ontology annotation, cellular component: nucleus; cytoplasm. Gene Ontology annotation, molecular function: S-adenosylmethionine-dependent methyltransferase activity; tRNA (5-carboxymethyluridine(34)-5-O)-methyltransferase activity; tRNA binding. Gene Ontology annotation, biological process: tRNA methylation; tRNA wobble uridine modification.